UCAUUUAAUGAUAGCAAAAUAGCUACUGUGUUAUUUAUUUCAAGAUGGCUUUAGGGAUGCGACUCAGAUAUCUGGAUACGUUUUUAGUGUUUUCGUACAUGUAGGUACCAGGAGUCCGAACAGAGCAACUAGUUGUUGGUGAGUUAAGUCUCUCCCAGGUGUUAAUCGUCUUAGCGGCCUAAGAUGAACGGUUUAUCUGUUAGCGAGUUGUGCGGCCUGUUUUGCUGUCCUCCUUGUCCGAGCCGGAUCGCGGCGAAGCUGGCCUUCCUGCCUCCGGAGCCUACGUAUACCCUGCUACCGGACCUGGACUCGACCCCUGCUGUUACUUCAAACUUGGGGACCUCAGGGCUGCGUUCCAGACUACGCGGGGGAGCGGUGGGGGGUUUCGGAGACCGAGGCGGGGAAGGCCGGUGGAAGCUGCAUCUAUCGGAACGAGCCGAGUUCCAGUAUUCCCAAAGGGAACUUGAUGGAACAGAAGUUUUCCUCACUCGCUCUAGCCGUGGAAACAAAGUGGGAUGCAUGUACAUCCACUGUGCCCCAACAGCGAGGUUUACUGUGCUGUUCUCCCACGGCAAUGCAGUGGACCUUGGUCAGAUGAGCAGCUUCUAUAUUGGCCUGGGCACACGCAUCAAUUGCAACAUCUUCUCCUAUGACUACUCCGGCUAUGGGGCCAGCACGGGGAAGCCUUCCGAGAAGAACCUCUAUGCCGACAUAGACGCUGCCUGGCACGCGCUUCGCACAAGAUAUGGCAUCAGCCCUGAGAAUAUAAUCCUGUAUGGGCAGAGCAUUGGCACGGUGCCCACAGUGGAUCUUGCAUCACGGUAUGAGUGUGCUGCUGUGGUCCUUCACUCGCCGCUCACCUCUGGUAUGAGGGUGGCCUUCCCUGACACCAAGAAGACCUACUGCUUUGAUGCCUUCCCCAACAUCGAGAAGGUCUCGAAGAUCACGUCGCCCGUGCUGAUCAUCCACGGCACAGAGGACGAGGUGAUCGACUUCUCGCAUGGCCUGGCGCUGUUUGAGCGCUGCCCCAAGGCGGUGGAGCCACUGUGGGUGGAGGGUGCGGGCCACAACGACAUCGAGCUCUACAGCCAGUACCUCGAGCGCCUGCGCCGGUUCAUAGGCCAGGAACUGGCCACUCAGUAUGCCUGAGGCUCCCGCCGAGGGCCUUCCAUCACCCGGGAGGCCAAGGAAGCCACGAGACACGUGACCGGUGCCGUCCGAGCUGAGGUCAGGCGAAGCCCUAACAGCCGUGUCAUUUUCAGGGCCUGUGUCGCCUGACUUCUCCUGCCUGAGGUGUGGGGAAAAUUAAACGUGGACACCUCAAUGUUUUUACAGAGCUUUUUAUCAACAAGACAGCAAAAUACAGAAUCUCUGUGCUAAUGGAGAAGGCAGGGGAGUCUAAUACUAGCUUGCGCACUGACCCAUAGUGAACGCAUUGGCUUCUGUUCCUGCCGAUUCAGGCAUCUGCUAAAAGACGUGGUCUUCAGAGACGUUCGCUAGACCUUUUAUGGGUUGGUUUUUUUCUUCUUCUAUGAGCAGUAUCCUGGGUGUGGAAAGCAUACAAUUUUUCUUGUUCGCAGGACUACCAGUGCAACGGUUUUUGCUUUUUUGUUUUUCCCCUGCCUUCCCUGCACAUGUGUACAUGUGCUCUCUGCUGGGCAGAUUAGGUAUGGUGUGUUUUGUUACUUUCUUUUUUUUUUUUUUUUUUUAAGUGUGUGUGGUUGCCUGUACCCCUGGAGACCAUUAUAUAUAUGUUGAGUUAUUAAGGCCUGUACCAUUUGAAAAAGCAAAAUGCAAUGCUUUUGUCCUCUGUUACUGCCAUUUCUUUCAGCCCUCCUCCAAGUUCACAUGGUCAGCAUUUGGAGCAUGACCGGUCACGCCAGCUUGUGUGUAAUGUGCCAAUUCCACCUGCCCCGUUUGUCCAAGCAUUUGGUGACAUUGAUUACUCCCCACACACACAGGCUCACUACGACUUGUGUUUAAUCUGGCAAGCAAUAUUGCUUUGAUCACUGUGAAUAUUGGAGCAAAAAGAUUUAGAUUAAACAGUCACCUGGUUCCCUAUGUUUAGAAACCGGAACCAUCCUGCAGCUCGGUGAUUGUAGGCAUAGCACAAGUUCUGCUCCUGUUGGGAAGGACGGACCCGAACAAGAUGUUUGUUUUCUUCUGUGAAGGUUCCGCUCCAGUCCAGCUUUUUUUACAGCCACGUUCCCAUUUUACCUCACGUACAUCAAAAUAUAAUACAACGUCAAAUGCCAUUUCUCCUCAACUGUGCUCCUGCCUGUCACAGCUGUGCUAGAUGUCACUGUCUCACUGUGACAUCCCAACAUCAGAGGGCACGACACAUCACUUUACACACACUAUCCAUACACCCCCCUCUCUCUCUCUCUCUCUCUCUCUCUCUCUCUCUGUGUAUACACACACUAUCCAUACACCUCUCUCUCUC
Messenger RNA from Electrophorus electricus (electric eel), 2443 nucleotides. RefSeq names its product abhydrolase domain containing 17A, depalmitoylase a (gene abhd17aa). Gene Ontology annotation, molecular function: palmitoyl-(protein) hydrolase activity. Gene Ontology annotation, cellular component: endosome membrane; plasma membrane. NCBI's taxonomy places the organism in Eukaryota, Metazoa, Chordata, Actinopteri, Gymnotiformes, Gymnotidae. Gene Ontology annotation, biological process: regulation of postsynapse organization; protein depalmitoylation. The record is from RefSeq and is a predicted model, not a curated record.